Messenger RNA from Amborella trichopoda, 1975 nucleotides. Lineage: Eukaryota; Viridiplantae; Streptophyta; Magnoliopsida; Amborellales; Amborellaceae. The record is from RefSeq and is a predicted model, not a curated record.
UUUCCAUUUCUAUGCUUCUCUUUUACUGUUUGUGCUCUCACCCCAUUGUUUGCGACCUAGGGCAUCAUCACCUACCACUGAUAACUCCUUUUCUUCUUAUUUUUCUCCUCCGUGUCCCUUAUUUCUUUUGCGAAGGGCCCUCAAAUCACAGAGAGAGAUCUUUUAGGGUUAGGGUUUUGGAAUCAGGGGAGGGGAUUGUUUGAGUUUGGAUUCAGGAAACCAAACCAGUUGGCCCACAUUCUGGUUUCUUUGGCAGCUGCCCCCAAACCACCUGGUCCAAGUGGGUUUCUUGGAAAUGGGGGCUUUUUCAUGGUUUGUUGGCUAUGGGAUGGGUUCAAAUUAGGCUGGGGGGCUUUGAUCUCUCAUAGGUUUGGGUUUGGUUUUUUAUGGGCUGGGAGUGAAGGGGUUGUGAUAAGAGGGUGAAUGCAACACUCUGGAGGUGUUACAGUGGAGAUCUGGGUUGCUGGGCCUCAAGUAAAUCAGGAUGUCGCUUAAUUCCCAAUUGUCCCAAAAGACGUCUAUUUUCAGUCUCAAGCUAUGGGUUGUGAUUGGGAUAGCGCUUGGUAUCUUCAUUGUUUUGAUUCUUUUGCUCUUAUCCUUAUGGCUUACUGCUCGGAGAAAAUCAAAAAGAGCAGUUGAGAAGCUCCCCAUUACCCAAAUUCCAAAAGUCUCAAAAGAGAUUAAAGAGGUGAGAGUGGAAUCCCGGGAUUAUACUCACCGUGAUGGGGUUCUCCUCACCGUUAAUGACAAAUCAAGCGAUAAAGAAUCAGACAAGGUUAUGAUGCAUUUAGGUAUGGGAAAAUUCGAUAAUGCAGAUAUAAACAGCCGAUCAGGUUCAUUUAAUCAUACUGAGAAAGGUGCUGGAUCACAGUCAGGAGAUGAGGGUGGUUCAGCCACCGUUUACAAGCCUUCCUCUUCACAUCCAUUAAAUGUCGCUUCUCCAUUGACUGGUUUGCCUGAGUUUUCUCAUCUUGGUUGGGGUCAUUGGUUCACUUUGAGAGACCUCGAGCUUGCUACUGGUCGGUUCUCAAAGGAUAAUGUUCUUGGGGAAGGUGGAUAUGGGGUUGUUUACAGAGGUCAGCUUAUCAAUGGAACACCUGUGGCAGUCAAGAAAAUCCUUAACAAUUUAGGCCAGGCAGAGAAAGAAUUCAGAGUGGAAGUUGAGGCCAUUGGUCAUGUGCGUCACAAAAACUUAGUGCGCCUUCUUGGCUAUUGCGUUGAAGGAACUCAUAGGAUGCUGGUAUAUGAAUAUGUCAAUAAUGGGAAUUUAGAGCAAUGGCUCCAUGGGGCUAUGCGCCAACAAGGGUUUCUUACUUGGGAAGCUCGCAUGAAGGUCAUCCUUGGUACUGCAAAGGCUCUUGCAUACUUGCACGAGGCUAUCGAGCCAAAGGUUGUUCACAGGGAUAUUAAAUCAAGCAAUAUUUUAAUAGAUGAGGAAUUCAAUGCCAAGGUAUCUGAUUUUGGGUUGGCGAAACUUCUUGGUGCUGGAAAGAGUCAUAUUACAACCAGGGUCAUGGGCACCUUUGGUUAUGUGGCUCCAGAAUAUGCAAAUACAGGGUUGUUGAAUGAGAAGAGUGACAUUUACAGCUUUGGUGUUGUUUUGUUAGAGGCAAUUACUGGCAGGGAUCCUGUUGAUUACGGUCGUCCUGCUAAUGAGGUAAAUCUUGUGGAUUGGCUGAAAAUGAUGGUUGGAAGUAGGCGCUCGGAAGAAGUGGUGGACCCCAACAUGGAAACCCGACCAUCAACACGAGCACUCAAGCGAGCCCUCUUGGUUGCCCUACGAUGUGUGGAUCCAGAAUCCGACAAGAGACCCAAGAUGACGCAAGUCGUACGCAUGCUUGAGGCUGAGGAAUUCCCUCUUCGUGAGGUUUGGUCUCUCAUCAUAUUUGUUUUCUGCAUCUCUUGUUCUCUAUUUAACUUUUCAGUUGUCAUGUGUUUGUGACAACGCUUAGUUGCUCUUAUUCUAAAAAAAACU